Molecule: messenger RNA, 530 nt
Organism: Trichomonas vaginalis G3
Lineage: Eukaryota; Parabasalia; Trichomonadida; Trichomonadidae
Product: protein of unknown function, DUF4106 family
Exons: 1
Source: RefSeq, a predicted model, not a curated record
AUGCCACGUAAGCUACGUAAGAAUAUACGUAAGAGGAAGAGAGCAUUGAAACAUCCAAUAGUAAAACUGACACCACAACAACAGUUGCAACAACAAAUGAUGAAUGACCCCACUAUGUUGCAACAAAUGUCAAGCAACCCUAUGCUUUUAAACCGAGUUAUUGGUGCACAGAGUGGAGGUUUAAGAGCGGCACUUUUAGCGAAAAUGGCAGGCUAUGGUGGAGCUGCAGACGGAACAGCUUAUAACCCUCAAAGUCAAAUGAAUUUGAGUUCACUCAAAAAUCAAAUAACAGAUGUCAAAAAGUCAAACAUAGACAUACAGAAACAAAUAAGUGAAAACGAAAAGAAACUAGAAUAUGACAGACACACAAAGAAACUCAAUGAGUUAAACGUAGAGAAAAAGAAGAAAGAAGAACAACUGAAAGAACUAAGUACAGAGGAAUAUGCGAAAAAAGUGUCAGAAAAAGCAGCAGAAGUAGCAAAAAUGGAACAAGAUGUUAUAAAUUUGAAAAACCAUACUACUCAAUAUAA